This is a messenger RNA of Halichondria panicea, 2739 nucleotides long. RefSeq lists its product as uncharacterized. Bases 112 to 513 code for a protein of 133 amino acids. The record is from RefSeq and is a predicted model, not a curated record. Lineage: Eukaryota; Metazoa; Porifera; Demospongiae; Suberitida; Halichondriidae. The transcript is spliced from 3 exons.
CAGGUAUACAGAAUAGCGAGUUGGCCACAUUUCAGGCCGUACUUCAGAGAGUCGGAAUAGCGAGAGUCUACUGUACCUUUAUUACUACUGUACCACUACCACGAUGUUGUGAUGGUUGUAUCUGUAUACCUGUGUGUGUACAUGACCACCAUGCAAUCUAUUACCCAGUCUGCUGUGCAAGAGAGACUUGUGAUGGAGGAAGAGCUCAAGAAGGCACUGGAUCGCUGUGAGGAGUUGAAGCAGAGCAGUGUGCCUGCAGUGGAUGGGGUGGACAUAUUCGAGUGCUACAAAGUAACGGGCGAAGGAAGAGUACUUGAAACAGAUAUUCUGUCACGUACCUCUAAGGGAAGCUCAGAAUUCUGGAGAAUUGGACAAACAGCUGUGAUAAGUCAGCGCUACCAAAGCAGCUGUCCAGACGGAGGACCAUGUGUCCGAGUCUGCUCUCACGUGACACUGCGUCCCACCAGCCCUGGUCUGAGGCUCCUCCCCCCACAACCUCCUCUCUCACUUUAGCCCCACUCAAAUCUUCGACCAUGUCCGUAUUUGUUGCUCUAAGAUCAUGUGACAAGUCCUAAGUACACCAGGUUUAUGAAGUUCCUGCAUGAUCAGGAGGUGAGAGGGAAUGUUUAGCUGUUGCUUUAUUUAGCUUUUGUGUACAUGUAUGUGUUUAGUUUCCUGUCAUAAACACUGUUUGUACAUGUACGUGUUCUAUGCAAAAGUGCUUAGUGACUCUGUCGCCUUUGUAAAACUUAAUUAUUGUAGUCUGUGAGUAGACUAAUAGUGGCUGUAUUAUAGACUAUGAUGUGCGUGACCACAAUAGACUGCAUGGUUUCACUGCAUUACUAGUGUUUAAGCUUCCAUAUACUUCCCCUUUAUUAUGCAGCCCCAUGUUGACUACCUCCCUGGUCAAGUAUUUGAGGGCGGUGGCUGACACCUGUCACGCAUCAGUGCUGGAGACGACGUUCCCAGGGCAACUGUUUGCCUCCCUCGUUCAAUUGCUCCUCAUACGAGAGCCCAGCACACAGCUGGAUGUGGCCUUACUCUGGCAUCGUCUCGUAGAUCACCAUGCCAACAAAGACAAGAUUCCUCUCAACACGUGCGUGGAUGUGUGUGUGUGCACCUUGCUAUGUUCUGUGUGCAUUUGAGGCGUACUAGAUUUUAUUUGUCAGUUACACAGGUCCAUAUGAGCUUUUGUCUUAGCUUUCACUAUGUGUACAAUCAUGUGCAGUGCUUACAGCUACAUGUACAUGUACGUGUAUUUAUACCCUCCCCUAACCAAAAGUGUACCUAAAAACCAGUAAAUCAUGAAUUAUAGCCACUGUGAACAUAUGUAAAGGGAUGGUCAGGAUACCUAAACCAUUGAACAAUUAUGUGAUGAAGUCUAGAACCUUAGCUGUACAAGAUUACUGUUUUAUUACUCUAACCGAUCUAUCGAUAUAAUUAUAUAGGACAACGCAGUUUAAUUAAACUUUCGUAUUAAGCUUUGUUGUUUAGCCCUUACAACGAGUAUUGUCGGUGGAGGACAACUUCUCUAUCUGCUCUCUAUACGAGAUAGUUGAUGGGCCCGAAUAUUGAUGCUGCUCUAUAAUAGCACAACAAGAACUCAUUUGCAUUAUUAUAGUCUAGCAAACUAAAUUGUGCGUAAAAACGACUAUAAUGAGAAGUUCAUUAGGAAGAGUAUGCAACUCCCACUAACCGUAGUAAGCAUUCUGUCUAACCUACAUCACAACCACAUAGCUGUUGUAUAAACUGUUAAAAUUAAUCUGCGAUGAAUGGAUGAAUAAACAUGAAUGGAUGAAUAACCGUUAGUGAUGAUUAGAUUAGUUAGAUAGCUUUGAGUAGCUAGUUUUAGAUAGCUAGUGCAACUGAAUAAUUGCACACUGUUCUAUUAAACUUAUCUAGCUCGCAUGCAGCUGCAUGCGCUUGUUUUUUUUUGGGAGAGGGGGAGAGGGGGGUGGAACAACCUUACUUUGUUCAUGCUAUGAAUGGAUGAAUAAAAACGUUAGUGAUAAUUACCACUAAUUGCUUUUUCUUAUCAGCAUUGUUAUUGUUAUUGUUGUAUCUCAAGUGGCUGUGGUUACAUGCAAUAGUGAGUUUGCCUCCUGUGUACAGUCUAUUGGAGUAGCGUACUCUUCCUCUUGGUCCUAUCUGUGUUAUAUGACUCUUUCUGUAGCUACAAUUCUUUGCUUUUGGCACAUUAUGCACUCGGCAUUUGUCAUGGAUCACAGCAAAGGCUUUUCUUAUUUCGCCCCAUAAUAAUUAUAAGCAAUGCUGUGAAUAACCCCACCUCCUGUCAACAGACUAGUGAAUGCUAUCAGUGGAGGGGGGGGUGGACAACCUUACUUUGUUCAUGCUCUGAAUGGAUGAAUAAACGUUAUUGAUGUCUUAUUUCGCCCCAUAAUAUCAUUGCAAUGCUGUGAAUAACCCCACCUCCUGUCAACAGACUAGUGAAUGCUAUCAGUGGAGGGGGGGGGGUGGAACAACCUUACUUUGUUCAUGCUCUGAAUGGAUGAAUAAACGUUAGUGAUGUCUUAUUUCGCCCCAUAAUAACAUUGCAAUGCUGUGAAUAACCCCACCUCCUGUCAACAGACUAGUGAAUGCUAUCAGUGGAGGGGGGGAUAUAGAUGUACUAUUUGCUAGGUAUUACUUUUUUGCUAGUGAGCUGCAUUUCAGAGCAUUUAGCAAUUGAUCAUGUAUAUACUGUAUGAUCUAUGCUCUGAAUAGCCGAUCUGAUGGUGU